AUGAGCGUCCCUUCCACCAACAACUUUGACGACGACGACGACGACAGACCUUUUACUAUCACUCGCACAACAGCCGAUACGGAUAACAACGACAACAACAGUAAAAACGAGGAGGAAGAACAAAGAGUAACCACAUCCGCCCCUGAUAUUGCCGUCAACACCAAUGCCUAUGCAACAAAAAAGGAUGCAGGGAAAUCGGGAUCCUGCGUCUGGACCCCAGUAACAAAGCACGAGCUCCGUAUCUUUCUCGACAUCAUCAUCUACAUGGGUGUGUUCGGCAAAAACAUCACUCAUGACUACUGGUCAGCUUCCGAAAAGUACCCCCAACACUCCAUCAGCAAGUACAUGAGUCUCUACCGUUUCCAGCAGAUCAAACGAUAUCUCCAUGUGUCACCCCUCAACGAUGACCAUGUUGACUAG
Molecule: messenger RNA, 420 nt
Organism: Linnemannia hyalina
Lineage: Eukaryota; Fungi; Mortierellomycota; Mortierellomycetes; Mortierellales; Mortierellaceae
Source: the annotation of a GenBank genome assembly